GUGCACGGUGUCGUUUUCUCUCUCAGCCUUCAGCAUCAGGCACAACACAACCCAAAAGCACCUACGCACGCCGCCUCACGCCAACCCGUCUCCGGAUUUGCAAGUUCAUCAAGCAAUCAACAUCAUGAACUUUACAGCAUCAAUAUGCAAUAGACUAAAUCUGAAGCAGCUGGUUUCCAAUCCUCCGGUUUACAGCAGUGCUACUGAUGUCUCUGGAGAAGGAUUGAGUUUGAUCUUCAGGCGCUGGGCUACCAAGAAAACCGCAGGAUCAACAAAAAACGGCCGAGAUUCGCUUCCCAAGAAUCUUGGAGUCAAGAAAUUUGGGGGAGAGAGGGUGAUACCUGGAAACAUUAUUGUUCGCCAAAGGGGUACACGUUUCCAUCCAGGAAAUUAUGUGGGCAUGGGAAAAGAUCACACCCUUUAUGCUCUAAAAGAAGGUUUGGUUAAGUUUGAACGACACAAGCUGAGUGGACGCAAGUGGGUGCAUGUUGAGCCCAAGGAUGGUCAUGUGCUUCAUCCGGUCUAUGCGGAUGCUGCAGCGAUGAAGAAGAUGGAGACUAUGGCGUAAAAUUUUUUGAUAGAGUUUAGUGCCUCUUUUUUUUUUUUUUUUUUUUUU
Morus notabilis is the source of this 616-nucleotide messenger RNA. RefSeq names its product 50S ribosomal protein L27. Lineage: Eukaryota; Viridiplantae; Streptophyta; Magnoliopsida; Rosales; Moraceae. Bases 125 to 568 code for a protein of 147 amino acids. The transcript is spliced from 4 exons. Gene Ontology annotation, biological process: translation. Gene Ontology annotation, molecular function: structural constituent of ribosome. The record is from RefSeq and is a predicted model, not a curated record. Gene Ontology annotation, cellular component: ribosome.